Messenger RNA from Daphnia magna, 2552 nucleotides. Its product is annotated as chorion peroxidase. NCBI's taxonomy places the organism in Eukaryota, Metazoa, Arthropoda, Branchiopoda, Diplostraca, Daphniidae. The coding region runs from base 259 to 2436 and encodes 725 amino acids. Gene Ontology annotation, biological process: response to oxidative stress. Gene Ontology annotation, molecular function: heme binding; peroxidase activity. The record is from RefSeq and is a predicted model, not a curated record. The transcript is spliced from 15 exons.
AACUGCCUUACGUCGCCAUUUGUGUUGCUGCCUCAACGCGGAAGAAAACGUUGAAUGUAGACGUAUCCAAAUAUUGAAACAGAUUGUUGGGAACCUGCACAAUUCACAGCUGAACGUAAUGAAAACAGAAUGUUGGAUCGCUUGGGUGUUAACUGCGAUCGUAAUCGAACGGUGUAUAAAAGUGGCACGUGAAAUGUUCGCUUACUUCACAUCGAGGAUCCCCGCCUCACGAAAACUAUUGCGAAAAGCUACCGAAAAAUGGCUGUUUUUCAUGGUACCUUCUCCAUUGUGCUCAUCAUUGGAUCAUUAUGCAUUCUUCCGCAAGACUUGGACGCCUUAUCUGUCGACGAUAACUUUUUCCCAAAGCUCGUCAAACGAUUCGAAUCUGAAGCAUCAAAACUGUCAGGGGAGGAGGUCCACAUCCACGAAGAAGAACUACAAGAUGCUCUACGCGUUGGCCGAGAGUACGUCGAGAAAUGGGAACAACUAGAAGCUAAAAUUUCGGAAGAGAACCGUAAAAAAGGUGUAAAUGAGGGUACAACUAGAGCGACAGGAUCGCGACGGUACUCGUCGAAACGCCACAAUCCGGAAGCCAUGGCUAGAUCAAAAGAAGCUGCUAUCUAUUUGGUGGCGCGCAAAUAUUUAAGUGAUAGGUUGGGAAUUCCGGCUGAGAAGAUUGGAGAUCUAGGGCGGUUGCCAAACACCGCCAGUGAUAGGCAGGCUUGCGAUUUUAGUUCCAAAUUCCGUAGUAUCGAUGGAACUUGCAAUAAUAUCGACAUUCCAUUGUACGGCAAGUCGGGUACCAUCUUUUCUCGAUUGAUCGCCAAUUCAAACGAGGGCUACGAUGACGGUAUUUCAACAAUUCGAAAGAGCAAGUUAACGAAAAAUCCAUUGCCAAGUGCCCGGCUCGUUUCCUCAGCUGUUGUCUAUAACGACAGUGUUCCAAAUCCGGCCGUCACUCUCUUGACGAUGCAAUGGGGUCAAUUCCUCGAUCACGAUUUAACUUCUACCCCCACAUUCACGAAAAGUGAUGGAACUGAAUUUUCCUGCUGCUCAACAAACAUAACGGGUACCUCCGUGCUGACUGCUCCACAUCCGGAAUGCCUUCCAAUCGCCAUUCCUAGUAAUGACCCAACUUACAAUCCAUCCUCUAUCGGCCAGCAGACUUGCAUGAAUUUCAUCCGUUCAACUUAUGGAAACAACUUAGAUGGCACCGCCCCUCGUACCCGAUCACACAUCGACGCGUCUAACGUGUACGGAAGCACUGCGGCGAAAGCAGCCUCAUUGCGGAACACAACGUCGGGCAGAGGAAAGUUGAAGACGUCCAUCAGCAGUAAUCGUCAAAUGUUGCCUUUACUCUCUGCCAAUGUUUUCGAUGCAGGCGAUCAUAGGGUGAACGAACAGCCGUUGUUGACCAUUAUGCACACCCUAUGGGUUCGUGAGCAUAAUCGUAUCGCAGAUAACCUUUACACAGUAGCUCCUAAUCAAACGGAUGAGUUCUAUUAUCAACACGCUCGCCGGAUCGUUAUAGCCGAAAUGCAACACAUCAUCUACACCGAAUAUCUGCCCGUCAUUAUUGGCCCAGAUUUGGCGGCUCAAGUGAUGUCGUCAGAAUAUGGUUAUUACAGUGGGAAUCCGGCCAUUUUUACCGAAUUCUCUACAGCCGCUUAUCGCAUGGGCCACUCUCAGGUGAGGAGCUUUAUCAGGCUAUUCGAUAGAAGCGGAAGAGUUAGCAAAGACAGCUACUUCCUAUCAGAUUCGUUUAUGAAUCCCUCUCGACUUUUAACGAAUGUCAAUUUUUUCGAUGAUGCGUUGCGAGGACUUCUUCAAGUGCCUGCGCAAGCAGUCGACAACUGUUUCGCCGACGACAUUACAAGCCAACUCUUCAAGCCAAAUGGUCAGAGACUUGGGUUCGAUCUAAUCGCGCUGAAUAUUCAACGAGGAAGAGAUCACGGUCUACCACCAUACGUUUCCAUGCUCUAUUAUUUGGCGUCAAAUUUUUUGUUACAAACUCAACCAACAAAUUUUGACCAUUUGGUACCGCGCAUUCCGGCUGAGAUCGUUGCGUCUCUGAGAUCCAUCUAUGAAACAGUGUACGAUGUAGACCUGUAUAUCGGUGGAGUCGCUGAAAAGCCACUGCCCAAUGCCGAGCUUGGCCCAACAUUUGCUGGCAUUUUCGCCUUACAAUUCUUAAAUUUAAGAAGGACAGAUCGAUUCUUCUACAACUAUAACGUUAAUCAACCUACCGGCUUCCGUUCAGCUCAAUUAGCCCAAAUCCAAAGGGUCUCCUUGGCCCGCAUCAUUUGCGAUAACAGUGACCGCUCCAUCACCACUAUCCAACCGAAAGUGUUCCGCACUCCCGACGAUUUGUUGAACAAGCCCGUCCCCUGCACAAACCUCUAUGGAAUCGACUUUUAUAAAAUGACACCUCUCUAAGAUAUGGCGACGAAUAAAGAUAAAUGGUGAUAGAUAAAGGUGACGGACUCGACCUGUUUGCGAAUUAAUAAUUAAUCAAAUACGUAAAUGAAAUACACGUUUAUUGUGCAACAAAA